UCGCUAGUUCCAAUUGCAUUUUUUUGUUUUUGGUUUUUUUUUCGGGGGUGUGACGUAUUUGUUGUUGUUAUUGUAGUUUUGUGAAUUAAAUCAACAAUUGUCGCUGUAAAUGUAAAGUGAAUCGUGUUCCCCGCGGCUUUCCAAACAAUAAACGCUAAUUCGAAGCUAACAAACACCGGCAAAAGCACCAUAAUGCAGGUGGAACCAAUGGGUGAUGAAUGUGACGUCACGGUUCGGCAGCAGCAGAAAAACAAAACCAAUGGGAUUUUUUCAGUCGCUGUUAGAAGCUUAAAUACUGGGGAGCCGAACGCACGGAUAUAUUCCUCUACGCCAAAGACUUCGCAUCCAAAACUCCAGCACUACGUGGGCGUUCCUGAACCCACAGAAAAGGGGCGAGUGGGCGUGGUGACCGCCUUUGAUCCGCGGUUAAAAAAAGUGGCCCUUCUCUUUGGAUUUCUAAUUAUUGGCUACAAAAGCGUCAUAUUAACCAUGCCAUACAUUAGCGGCGAUUCCAUUCAGGUGUUGAGCCACCAGAUGCAGAGUCGCUGGAACGAGACCUUGGAGUGGGCCACCAGUCACCAGCUGGGCUCCAGGCUGAGUCCCCUGCUGUGUGGCCUUCUGGUGGCCGGGUUCGCCUACGGAAUCGUGUACUUGGACAGCGCAGUGCCCGGCGUCAAUCCGCCCUCGCCCUUCUCGCCGCGUUCCAAGAAGCGUUUCCGCGAGGAGAAGGCUGCCUCGCUGCAUUUGGGCUACUUGUGUGCCCUCUUCUGCGGAUUUCUGGUCACUGUCUUUAUGUACUGUGAUCUGUUCUCGUAGAAUCCCAAUUCCUUCCACAUAGUCAAAUAAGUUCACCAGUAUUAGAUUUAAUCCACUCAUUUUGAAUUUGUAUUUAUUGUAGUCCUUGUAAAUGUACAACGCUCCUGGAGAGAAUUAUCAGUGGAGCAUUUUGAAGCUAACUUAGUUCCUAAGUACAACAUUCAUAAGUUGCUUACUAACAAAAUUUAUAAAUUAUUCAUUAUUUCGUAACUACAAAAGUACAAAGUGAAACAUUUCGAUGUUGAUUAUAGGCUUGGAUUCAAAAACUGAAGUUCGUAUAUUCAUACCUAAUAUAGUAAAUAUUACAGCCUGGCCUAUAAAUCGCGAGAGAACUGUAUAUGGAAAACUUACUAAAAUAAAAAUUACUUAUGCACAUUGUUUUGCAUCAGAGUA
Messenger RNA from Drosophila ficusphila, 1209 nucleotides. Its product is annotated as ADP-ribosylation factor-like protein 6-interacting protein 6. The record is from RefSeq and is a predicted model, not a curated record. Bases 193 to 816 code for a protein of 207 amino acids. The transcript has 3 exons. Lineage: Eukaryota; Metazoa; Arthropoda; Insecta; Diptera; Drosophilidae.